CACACACACACGCACGCACAGACAGACAGACAGGCGGGCUGAGCGACAGACAGGUUAGCAGACAGACGGCGGAGCCUCAGCAUCUCUCAGCAUGUCGGUGUCGCCCGCCCUCUCUGACCUGUCUCGCCUCUAUCAGACGGAGUUUGUGCGCAGCGCCCGGGCGGUGGGUGUGCUCUGGGCCGUCUGCACGCUCUGCUUCGCCAUCAUCCAGGUGGUCGUCCUGGUGCAGCCGUCCUGGAUCGGCACCGCCGGCGGACGCCACCAGGGGGCGGGGCCCGCUCCGCCCAGCGGCACCCUGGGACUGUUUGAGGUGUGUGUGGAGACGGACUGGCCCGUGCCGGACUGCCGUGGCGGUCUGUCCAGCCUGACGCCGCUGCCGGCCUUCCAGUCGGUGGCGGUGCUGGUGGGCGUGUCUCUCUGGUCGGUCUGGACCAGCGUCGUCUGUCUCUGCCUCUUCAGGUUCUGUAACGCCGCCACCGUCUAUAAGAUCUGCGCCUGGCUGCAGCUCACCGCAGGAUUCUGUCUCGCUCUCGCCUGUCUGCUGUUCCCAGACUCCUGGGAGAGCGCCGAGAUGCGAGCUCUGUGUGGAGACACGGUGAGCAGCUUCUCCCCGGGCUCCUGCUCCGUCCACUGGGCCUACAUCCUGGCCAUCCUGGGCGUCCUGGACGCCGCCAUCUUGGCCACACUGGCCUUCGUCCUCGCCAACAGACAGGACGCCCUGCUGCCGCCCGACAGCAAGGAGGUCACCACCGGCCUGCUGAUGUCAGCCUGACCAGCCAGGAUGGUUGAUCUCUUCUUCCUCCGCCGUCUACAUCCAAGAAAAAUACAAACUCAAGCUGGAAAUCGUUCCUCUCCUCCAUGUUCUGUUCUCAUCAUCACCUGGUUACCUAGCAACCGUGUUUGCCCUCCUGUUGUCAUGGAGACGGCAGUCAGGUGAGGGCGUCUGUGCUCAGGGAGGAGGCCGAGGUACGGGGGAGAGAAGGAUGGGGAGAGAAACGAGGAGUGGAAAGGAUGGAGGGAUGAAGAGCAGAGAAAGGAGAAAGA
Messenger RNA from Myripristis murdjan (pinecone soldierfish), 1044 nucleotides. It is a transcript of the gene lhfpl4b, whose product is annotated as LHFPL tetraspan subfamily member 4b. Gene Ontology annotation, cellular component: plasma membrane. The record is from RefSeq and is a predicted model, not a curated record. Gene Ontology annotation, biological process: sensory perception of sound. The transcript is spliced from 7 exons. NCBI's taxonomy places the organism in Eukaryota, Metazoa, Chordata, Actinopteri, Holocentriformes, Holocentridae. Bases 92 to 772 code for a protein of 226 amino acids.